UCAAAAUGUUAUCUUUCUUAUUAUUGUGUUGGUUUCCCUACUUCCAUUAAAGCACAAAAAAUCUAAUCAAAUAUAUAGGAUAGGACUAGCUAUUUUUUGAUCUCUUAGCUAGCCUCCAAUUCAUCAUCACAGUCAUCUUCUAGAUUACAUAUAUACAUACUCUGAUCUGAGAUGAGAUGAUGAGAAUCUGUGAGAAGAAAUGCAAAGUAGCCCAAGCUGCAAUACUGGCCAUGGAGAUUCUCCUCCUCCCCACUGGACUCAUCUCCACUUUUCUCAUUCUUAAAGAUUCUUCAACCAAUCACAACAACCCUUUCUGCUUCCUUCACUCCCUCUUCUGCAACUUGAGGGAUCACUGCCUUCGUUGUUUCAGCCUCUCAUUCUUGUCUUCUCCCUUUUUCAUCUGUCUCUUCAUCAACUCUAUCGUCCUCCUCAUCUUGCUAUCCUCCUCCAAAUUCCAUCACCGGAAAACCCAACCCUAUCACGACCUUUUCUCUUACGACGCCGCCGAUAAUAUUCCCGCCGCCGUCAACGCUCCGCCGCUGCCUCUGUCACCUGUAGGAACACUCGCAUUUGAUGAUGAAGAUACAAUGAGUGGAGAAGGGGUUGACGUAAAAGAGCAUCAAAAUCCUGAAAUCAACGAAGAAGAAGAGGCGGAGGAGGAGGAGGAGGAGGACACAAUUGAGGCGACAUGGGAGGCGAUCAGCGGCGGAGGAGGAGAGGAGAAACAGAGCAGCAAACUGAAGAAGUGCGAGACAUGGCCGAGGCCGCCGCCGCAGCCAACGACGACUGCCCCCGAACCUUUGGUUCCGUCAGCGGUGGCGGCAGCGACGUCGUGGAAAGAGCUGAGAAAAUCGGUGACGUUCAAUGACGCGGUGUCGGCGUGUCGGAGAGGCGGCCUGGCGAGGGACCUACUGCGGAGCCCCGAGGAGAUGAACAAACGGUUCGAUGAUUUCAUCCGAAAGGUGAAUCAUGAAUUGAGGUUGCAGAGACAGGAAUCAGAGCAGCGUUUCUUGGAAGCUAUCAACCGUGGCCUUUAGCUUAAAUUAACCGAUUCCUGCCUGUAUCUUCUUCUUCUUUAGUCCUGCUUCAUGCAACCAUCAUAUCAUUUCGUUUAACUUGAAAUGAUGAGUAUUUAGGGGACCUUUUGUUUUAAUAUCCUAUCCAAAAUAAUCCCAAAACUAUGUUUAAUAAAACAACUACUCCGUAUGUGCUUAUUUUAUAAUAAUAAAAUUGAAAAUUGAAUCA
Messenger RNA from Ipomoea triloba (trilobed morning glory), 1245 nucleotides. RefSeq lists its product as uncharacterized. Bases 177 to 1037 code for a protein of 286 amino acids. The record is from RefSeq and is a predicted model, not a curated record. The transcript has 2 exons. Lineage: Eukaryota; Viridiplantae; Streptophyta; Magnoliopsida; Solanales; Convolvulaceae.